Molecule: messenger RNA, 261 nt
Organism: Heterobasidion irregulare TC 32-1
Lineage: Eukaryota; Fungi; Basidiomycota; Agaricomycetes; Russulales; Bondarzewiaceae
Exons: 2
Coding region: 1-261 (86 amino acids)
Molecular function (GO): protein binding
Source: RefSeq, a predicted model, not a curated record
AUGUAUCUUCCUUUACUUUCCGAUCCUUCACGACGCAUCACCGAAAAGAUCCGAAAUCGACUCGUUCAGAGGUCUUCAGCUAAACUGAAAAUCGUGGAGGGAUCCGAGCCCCAUGCCACAACUGUGCCGCUCUUCCAAAUUCCUCUGGAGCUCGUUUAUAAGAUUCUGUGGUAUCUUGGCCCCAAUGACCUGUUAAACCUAUCGCAGACCAACAAGUCAUUUCGUGCCUUCCUUCUGGGCGAAUCAUGCAACGUGUACUAG